Molecule: messenger RNA, 2394 nt
Organism: Gorilla gorilla gorilla (western lowland gorilla)
Lineage: Eukaryota; Metazoa; Chordata; Mammalia; Primates; Hominidae
Gene: IMP4
Product: IMP U3 small nucleolar ribonucleoprotein 4
Exons: 8
Coding region: 90-1049 (319 amino acids)
Biological process (GO): rRNA processing
Cellular component (GO): small-subunit processome; Mpp10 complex; nucleolus
Molecular function (GO): rRNA primary transcript binding; snoRNA binding
Source: RefSeq, a predicted model, not a curated record
ACCAUCUUGGUUGAGGGCGGAAGUGAGGACUGUGUCGCGCUGGAGGAGCCCACAGAUUCUCCUGGACCCACGUGGAAGCGGCACUCAAGAUGCUGCGCCGCGAGGCCCGCCUGCGCCGCGAGUACCUGUACCGCAAGGCCCGGGAGGAGGCGCAGCGCUCAGCCCAGGAGAGGAAGGAGCGGCUGCGGCGCGCGCUGGAAGAAAACCGCCUGAUUCCCACUGAGUUACGCCGAGAGGCUCUGGCCUUACAGGGGUCCCUGGAGUUUGAUGAUGCCGGAGGUGAAGGUGUGACCAGCCACGUGGAUGAUGAAUACCGAUGGGCAGGAGUCGAGGAUCCCAAGGUUAUGAUCACUACCUCCCGAGACCCCAGUUCCCGCCUCAAGAUGUUUGCAAAGGAGCUGAAGCUGGUGUUCCCGGGCGCCCAGCGAAUGAACCGAGGUCGACAUGAAGUGGGGGCACUGGUGCGAGCCUGCAAAGCCAACGGCGUCACCGAUCUGCUGGUCGUUCACGAGCAUCGGGGCACACCUGUGGGGCUCAUCGUCAGCCACCUGCCCUUUGGUCCUACUGCCUACUUCACACUGUGCAAUGUGGUCAUGCGGCAUGACAUCCCAGACCUGGGCACCAUGUCGGAGGCCAAGCCCCACCUCAUCACACACGGCUUCUCCUCCCGCCUGGGCAAGCGGGUGAGUCUGGGGGCCUUCAGGCUGGGGCUGCGGGCCAGGCCAGGCAUUUGCCACUCUGUUUCCCUCUCUUUCUUUGUGCCCCAGGUCUCUGACAUCCUCCGAUACCUAUUUCCCGUGCCCAAAGAUGACAGCCACCGGGUCAUCACCUUCGCAAACCAGGACGACUACAUAUCAUUCCGGCACCAUGUGUACAAGAAGACAGACCACCGCAACGUGGAGCUCACUGAGGUCGGGCCCCGCUUUGAGCUGAAGCUGUACAUGAUCCGUCUGGGCACGCUGGAGCAGGAGGCCACAGCAGACGUGGAGUGGCGCUGGCACCCUUACACCAAUACCGCACGCAAGAGGGUCUUCCUGAGCACCGAGUGAGCACACUCACCACUCAGUCAGGACAUGGACUUGGAACUCAGGAUGGGGCUGUCAUAGACAGACCCACCAGUAGGAACUGUCACAGAAUGGCCUGCUGAACUGGGAUGUGGAACUGUGGCGGGUGGAGAGGUCUGAAUAAACCGUCUGUGUCAUGGCCCCGCCUGCCUCUGAGUGGUCAGGCCAAGUCUGCAGGGCAAAGCCCAUGGGGUCCCUUUGGGUGGGGACCUGAGGGCUGUGGGACAUGCUUGGGCCUGGAGUCAGUGUGGGGGUUAACAUAGAGAGAGAUUUGAUGCUAACGUCCCCUCAAGAGUGAGGGUCCUAUGAGCUCUUCAGCUGGCAGAUGUGGGUAGCAGGGCCAGCCCGUGUCAGGGGCAGCUCACCAAGUUAACUCACUGAGUGGAAGCCGCCAGUGUGCCAACGCGGAGGGAACGGGCCACACCCAGUGCUCAGCAGCUGAUUCCUCAUGUAAGUGGCAUCGUGUGGUAUUUGUUCUGUGUCUGGCUUAUUUCUAUUAACAUAUAAUGUUCUCCAGGUUCCUCCAUGUUAUUGCAAAUGAUAGGAUUUCUUUCCUUGUAAAAAAUAUACGUGCCACAUUUUCUUACCAAUCCAUCCACCAAUAGACACUUAGGUCGUUUUCAUAGUUUGGCAGUUGUGGAAAUGCUGCAGUAAACAUGGGAAUAUAGCUAUCUUGUGAAGAUAAUGAUUUCAUCUCUUUUUUAUAUGUAUACCCAGAAGUGGGAUUGCUGCAUCAAAUGGUGGUUCUAUUUUUAAUUUUUUGAGGAACUGCCAUACUGUUUUCCAUAAAGGCUGUACUAAUUUCCAUUCUCACCAACAGUUCACUAGGGUUCCCUUUUCUCCACAUCAUUGCCAACAUUCUUUAUCUUGUGUUUUUUAAUAACAGCUAUCCUAACGGGUAUGAGGUGAUCUCUCUCAUUGCGGUUUUGAUUUGCAUUUCCCUAACGGUUGGUGAUACUGAGCAUUUUUGCAUACACCAGGUCAUUUGUUCUUUGUUGUUGACUUGAGUCCCUUAUAUAGUUUGGAUACUACUGUGGCCUGAAUGUUUGUGUCCCCCAAAAAUUCGUAUAUUGAACUCUUAUCCCUAAGGUCAACAGUUUAGGGAAGCGAUUAGGUCAUGAGGACUCUGCCCUCGUGCAUAGAAUUAGUGCUCUUAUAAAAGAUGCCCGAGGGAGCUCUUUUGCCCCUCCUGCCAUGUGAGGACACAGCUAGAAGCUACCAUCUGUGAACCAGGAAGCCCCCCUCACCAGACACUGAAUCUGCUGGAGCCACCAUCUUGGACUUCCCAGCCUCCAGAGCUGUAAGAAAUAAAUGCCUGUUGUUUAAGCUA